Molecule: messenger RNA, 2577 nt
Organism: Haliotis rubra (blacklip abalone)
Lineage: Eukaryota; Metazoa; Mollusca; Gastropoda; Lepetellida; Haliotidae
Product: basement membrane-specific heparan sulfate proteoglycan core protein-like
Exons: 12
Coding region: 228-1559 (443 amino acids)
Biological process (GO): cell-cell adhesion
Cellular component (GO): cell-cell junction; membrane
Molecular function (GO): cell adhesion molecule binding
Source: RefSeq, a predicted model, not a curated record
AGAACAACAAAUAGUUCAUGGGAACACACACUAAAAACAAUAAUGAUGAUUAAAUCGAUCACUAGAUAUGUCCAUGCUUGAUAUGAUCUAGAAGAACUCGCUGUCGUGAAUCAUCCAUGUAAAAUGCUGGACCUUGUGCUGAAACGUCCUAUAACGUCUUUUGUUGCACUUUACCUCCUUCAUCUUACAUCGGGAACAGUGGUUUUCGUCUUGUUCCUGGACCCAACAUGGGGAUUCUACAGAUUCUGCACGGUAAUACAUGGGGAACAUUAUGUACGUCAUACUUUGGCUAUGAAGAACGCAAUGUUGUGUGCAGACAACUCGGAUUCAAUACCACCAACAAUAGGCAAGUGGAUUUCGGUUCACUACCUGGAAGUGCUAAAUACCUGGGACGAUUCAACUGCAAUGGAAAGGAAAAGAAUUUCGACAGCUGUCCAGAUUUUAACUUGACCCGUUGUAAUUACCAGAGCACCCUGGGAUUGGUAUGCCUCAGUGACACAGAGAGCUUGGUAACUCUUGGCAUCCAGAAGACCAGAGACAUCAAUGAGGGAAGUCAGUUGUAUUGUUCAGUGUACUCAAGACAGUCACCCUACGUGUAUGCAUGGACACGAAACGGAAACAUUCAGCAUAAUCAGACAUCUAGUGCGGUCAGAAUGCAGCGCACCGACUCUGGAAACUGGACCUGCACUGUCUACUCAAGAACUGGAAACAAACGCCUUGGAUCAGACUCAGUUAUGGUGACAGUUUUGUACCACCCAUACAGCUUGACCAUGAGGACCAUUUACGCCCAACGAGGAGACACAGUGAAUCUCAGCAGGACCGACAUCAGCCUUCCAACACCACACGUCUUCAGAUGGCGCCAUACAGGUCUGGACUCUGAGUUCUCCGAAUCGACCAAACCACCAGUCAUACCAAAUAUACAGCUGCAUCACUCAGGGGACUAUAUCCUGGAUGUCACAAAUACGUUUCCCUCAGGGCGUUCAGACUCUGGCAUGGAUCUAAUCAAACUGUAUGUGUCAUACGCCCCCUCCAUCAAAUGCGAAAGGGAGGUAUCAGUGGUGGAAGGUAAGUCUCUCGACUUAGAGUGUGACGUCGACGCCUACCCAGAUCCACACACCUUGACAUGGUCGCACAGUACAGGGUACAAGAAAGAGGUGUCCAGCAUGACAGAGAAAUACCAUAUUCCUAAGGUCUCUCACUCUGAUGGCGGCCUCUACACGUGUGAGGCCCAGAACAACAUCACCGACCGCGAUGGGAACGUUGACAUUGGCGUUGGAACGUGUACCAUACGGGUCACUGUCCACGACGUCGAAGCUACAACAUUACCAGUUGUUGAUGCCAAUUCACAUGACAAGGGAGGCAACUCUAUGACGACUGUUGUGUAUGUUGUUGGGACGAUCCUAGUCCUGAGUGCUCUCGGCCUUGUCAUUGUUCUCGUGGUGUUGACACUGAAGCGUCUCCCGGUGAAAGGGAAGGGAAAAGAAGACUUGAAGACGCCUCCUCCCAGCCCUGAAAUUCUUCAAGAAGAGCAUGCCUAUGAAGGACUGACUAUUCGCUGAGGUGUGACGGAAUGCCCCGGGCAGCAUUGCAAGAUUCUUCACAAGCCCUCCGCUACCUUCCUGUACAGUUUAAUUGUGUCAGCAUUCACGUUUAUAGGAAACGAAAACAAAUGAAUUAUCAUGUUAGCUUGCUAUGUUUUGACACAUUGACAAUCUUUAAAAUGUCAGAGUAACCAGAAACGUCACAAAACAUUCAUACCUCCUUGAUACAUGUAUAUACACUGAAACACCAUUGUGUCUAAUAUCAACAUGUGGAACAAACGGUUGUCUCGAACUAUAAGUUUGGUCCAUACGCAUUCCUUUCAUUAUUUUCGGUUGUGUCGAACACGGGAAGUUCGAUUUAUUUACUCAGCCUUCGCCUGUGACACAAUGGUAUUUGACCUCAUAUUUUUGCUACUCGCUUUAGCACAUAACACUGUGUGUCUUCAGACAAUGCGAAUUCCUCAUGUAUGUAAUUGGAUGCAUCAUGCUUUUAUAGUGUGUAUUUCAUUAUUUUCAAGUAUUUCUCUGAGUGUAUUUGGUCAUUACUGUAGCCUCAUUGCCGUAAUCUCAUUAUACUGAUAGAGAACAUAUUCGACUAAAUGAUACAUAUGUACUAUGUUAAAUUUGAAAAAUCAGUAACUUUGAUUGAUUGUCUCACCCACGUGGAAUAUCAUUUAAACUACAUUUGUUGGUGUGUUUUGAGGGUUUUUUGGUGUUUUUUGCUUUUUGUUGUUGUUUUUUUAUUAUUAUUUUUUUCAUUUAUUUUUUUACCACCAUUUUGAUCAGACUUCACAAGAUAGAAUAACUAGGAACGUCACCUACUUGUGUACCAUAUUUAUGUUUGUGUACAUUUUAAAUCUUUACUGUUUGCACCACCAUACAAGGGUCUUCAUAAUAAAUGAUUCUUGUGUAUAAUUGCAUGCAUUGACAAUGUUUUACUACACGUGUAUUAUAUACAAUAUACGUUUCGUUGUUAAUAUUUGCUUAUUUCUGUAGCCUCAUCAUAUGGAUAAUGGAAAUAUAUUCGUAAAAUUGA